This is a messenger RNA of Drosophila persimilis, 1127 nucleotides long. Its product is annotated as protein obstructor-E. The record is from RefSeq and is a predicted model, not a curated record. Gene Ontology annotation, molecular function: chitin binding. NCBI's taxonomy places the organism in Eukaryota, Metazoa, Arthropoda, Insecta, Diptera, Drosophilidae. Bases 85 to 777 code for a protein of 230 amino acids. Gene Ontology annotation, cellular component: extracellular region. The transcript has 4 exons.
GUGAGUGUGUGUGCGUGUGAAUUUCCGUUUUUGAAUUUCCGCUUUACCCAAAUUCAUAAUAAAAGAAACCAAAAAGUGUUAAAUAUGCAGAGAAUGCUAGUAUGCAGUAUCCUGGCCCUGUCCUGGAUAACAGUUGGACAUGCUCUGGCCGUGGGCUCACCGGAGUGCCCCGAGAAGUACGGUGAACAGGCCUAUGCCCACACCGAGAACUGCGACCAGUUCUUCCUCUGCACCAAUGGUACCCUGACCCUGGAGACCUGCGAGAAUGGACUGCUCUUUGAUGGCAAGGGCGCUGUCCACAAUCACUGCAACUACAACUGGGCCGUCGACUGCAAGGGCCGUCAGUGGGAUCCCACUCCGAUCUCCUCGCCGGGCUGUGAGUAUCAGUUCGGUUUGUAUGCGGUGUCCAAGGACUGUGCCACCACGUACAUCAAAUGUGCUCACGGCGAGCCUCACGAACAGGACUGCGAUGCAGGCCUGGCCUACGAUGAGCGCAUCCAUGGCUGCAACUGGCCCGACCAGCUACUCGACCACUGCAAUCCCGAGGCUGUCGUUGGCUUCAAGUGCCCCACCAAGGUGGAUCCCAAUUCGGUGGCCGCUCGCUUCUGGCCCUUCCCACGUUUCCCCGUUUCCGGGGACUGCCAUCGCCUGAUCACCUGUGUGGAGGGUUAUCCCCGUCUCAUCAGUUGCGGCGAGGACAAGGUCUUCGAUGAGCACACGCUCACCUGCGAGGAGCCCGAGUACGCCAGCGGCGGUUGCGCCAACUACGGAAAGUAGAGAUCCACGUCGUCUUCGUCCGAUCUCGACUCGGAUCGGAUCGGAUCGGAUAGGCUCUGUAUGUAAAUACGUACAUAUGAAAAGCUAAAUAGCUCCGAAUCGAUCUAUCCAAACCACUCCAAUUCACUACAAUCUAUCUAUCCUAUCCCUGCACGCGCAAGCCUUUCGCACUAUCCCGAAUUUCCUAGCGAAAAGAAACCCAAUCCCGAUUAAAAAAAAUAUUGCAUAUAGUAAUUUUGCCUGUUAACAUCGUCGUCUUUCUAUCUUUCUGUAUUUUAUUAUCUUUUUGUUGUUCUGUGGGCUUCCUUUUUGUAUAUGAAUCGCAAUAAAGUUAAUUUUAUUUAUUGUAA